Molecule: messenger RNA, 1867 nt
Organism: Sinocyclocheilus rhinocerous
Lineage: Eukaryota; Metazoa; Chordata; Actinopteri; Cypriniformes; Cyprinidae
Product: calcium-binding mitochondrial carrier protein SCaMC-3-like
Exons: 10
Coding region: 1-1347 (448 amino acids)
Biological process (GO): transmembrane transport
Molecular function (GO): calcium ion binding
Source: RefSeq, a predicted model, not a curated record
AUGGAUCAUUUCCGCGGCUUGUUUGAUAAACUCGACAAGAACGAAGACGGUUUUAUAUCUACGGAGGAGCUGAAGAGUGAAAUGCGAAGGAUUGGUGUGGAACCAGUUUGUGAAAAGGUUCAAGCUAUCUUGUCCAAAUAUGACCAAAAUGAGGAUGGGCGUCUAAGCUAUCAGGAAUUUCUUAUUUACAUGAUGGACAGAGAGAAGAAAUGGAAAAUAGAUUUCCAUGCCCUUGACAGAAAUAAAUGUGGGGCCAUUGACCUGGAGGAUAUAAUCUCUCUGUUUAUGGAAUUAGGUUUGGUCAUAUCAAAACCCAACGCAAAGCGAAUCAUUCAAAUGAUGGAUGAAGACAACUCUAUGACAGUAGACUGGGAGGAAUUCCUCCAGCACAUCAUCAUUAACCCAGCAGAAAACAUUGGAGAGUUGGUAUCUUCCUGGAAACAUAACCUGGUGUUUGAUGUAGGAGAGAGUCGCUCUAUGCCUAUUGAGUUAACCCAGCAAGAGACUGACCUGUCUAUCUGGGGGAACUUUAUAUUGGCCGCAGGAUUGGCAGAUGCUGUGUCUAGAACUGUGACAGCACCAAUAGACCUGCUAAAGACACGACUUCAGGUUUUUGGAUCCAAAGCUGUGUCUCUGGGAUUCCGAGAGCUGCAGACGGGAGGUUUUAGAUCCUUGUGGCAAGGAAAUGCUGUGAAUGUUCUUAAAGGAACACCACAGUCAACGCUUCAGUGCUUCAUCUAUGCCCAGAUGAGGAUGUACACUCUUGGCGACAGGGACAGUCUGUCAGUCCAUCAAAGGUUUGGACUGGGCUGUGUGUCAGGGGCCGUGGCACAUGCUGUGUUCUACCCCUUAGAGGUGUUGAAAGUUGGACUCAAUCUCCAGCCUGCUGGUACCUACAAUGGAGUACUGGGAUGUGCCAGAUUGAUUUACCAGAACGAGUCUGUGUCAGCUUUCUACAGAGGGUUCAAACCUAGCAUACUCUGCAUGAUACCUUAUGCUGGAGUGGAAUGUGCAGUGCAUCAGUCAAUUAUGAGCUGGGCUAGACAGGAUCCAGAGCACUUCAGUGACUCCAAGCUCUUCCUCUUCAGUUUUGCAGCAUUUGCAUCAGGACAGGCCACCAGUUACCCUCUUGCGGUCAUCCGAACACACCAGCAAGCACAAGCUUUCUGUUCAAACUCUCAGAAGCCUACAGAUGCUCUUCAAGGACUCUUUGGAAUCUAUGAGAAAUAUGGAGUCAGAGGUUUUUAUAAUGGAAUGGGUGCUAGUUUUGUAAGAGCAGUUCCUUGUGCUUUACUGAAUUACACCCUGACCUCAAAAUUUGAGACAUUGCUUUCUUCAUUGUUAUAAUGUUGAAUGAUGGUUCAGGAAUGAUGUCACGAACCUUGUGUAUAUUUAUUGUUUUGUAUUCCUUUGAAUUAUGUUAGAUUACAUAUAGUCUUGUGUUACCUGUUAUGGUAACAACUUAUGACUAUGGUAUCAGUAUCACGGUAUCAGUUUUUGAUAUCUGAGCCUUUUAACAAGUAUGAACACUGUAUCUGUAUUGUGCAUCCAUAUUUGAGGCACUGUAUUGGGUUAAUAUAUAUUUAACAGUUUACAAUAUGGUUUUUGCCGUGAAAUGUUAACCAUAUUACCACUCUUCCUGACAUCAAAAAAUCUUUAUUUGCUUGCUGCAGUGAACUUAAUCUCUAUGACACAGGUGUUAAAUUGAAGGGCCAACUCAGACUUUCCUUUUGUAUUUUGCUGUAUUCCCAUAGGCUAUAUUUCCUUGUAGGCUAAGCCCCAUGUUACUAAAUUCCAGCAACACCCUUCCUGAAUGUGUGCGAAUAUUAUUUGUACUGUGUAUAAAACGUGUUACAACUGUACUCAG